CGCAUCCCCAUCCCUCGCCCUCAGGCCGACCCUCGCUACCCUCCGCACCCCUACCAAGAUAAAUUUACCUAGACGAGCCAAGGCCCGGCCAUCUUUCUUACACCUUGGGGGGGAUCAAGAUUGAAGAUGGGAUGGCGCCCCUCUCUUCGACUGGAGUCUCUCGUCUCAGCCGCCCACAGCGUUCUGUUUCCUGUCAGGGGUUGCCCUUCUCCGGCAACCCGCUCCCUGCAAUCUGCUUCUUAUAUGUGCAAGGGGAUGCUUAAUAGACAGAAUUACCCCCCGGCCCCGUCCAAGUGUCAGUCAACUCAUAAGUAUAUCCGCCGCUCUCGAUUUUUUCCGGUUUUGGAGUGAGGAGCUAUACGUUCUUGUGGCAGUGGAUUGAGGUCAGGUAUCAGCCGUGCUAUUGUCGCCCUUUUUCAGUGUGUGUUGUGUGUGACCUUGUAACACUUUACUAUUAUUAUCCCCAUCAUCGCCAUAAUCAUCAAUUCAACAUUGUCUAUCGAGCAGGAUACCUCGAAUCUACAGCAAUAAUGGCCCAUAUCGCCGCUUUCAUGGCCGACGCCGACCACAGCAUCCCCAACAGCGUUGGUUUAAAUAAUUAUAUUGCGAGAGAGAUCUCACCAGCUCCAUCAAUUCACGAAACAGUGCGUUCCUAGACGACUCUUAGACUCUCAUAACUAACAAGUUGCAGACCGACGCCUUGGAAGGAAAGGAAAAGGAGAAGGAGAAGGAAAAGAGCAAGCAUGUAUGGAGGAUGCAUCAACCAUCGGGAUCACGCAAACUUCAUUUAUUUCCCUCGAGAGAAAAGUUAUCAAUUGGUUCAGCCGGAAGGAAGAGCCCAGAGACAAUCAACGAGGAACCAGUCGGACGAAACGCAAGCGAGGAUAGGGAACAAUCGAGAUCGAGGUCAUCAUCAAAGGAGCCAAAGCCCAAAGACCAGAGUUUAGGUCGUCGACGGAAAGUUUCUGUGCCAGUAGCAGAGCUGGGGCUGGGGCCCAUGACGACAGUUCAAGAAGUUCCUAUGGAUUCUCGUAAGUUAAUAUACCUACCCCAUAUUAACUCCACUUCAAGCUUUUUCUGACUUAACCCCAGCCACAAUUCCCGGACGACCAGCACUACAAGAACGAUCUAUCAGUGCACCAGGAAGCAACAGCUGGCGUCAACAUGUGUUUGGCGAGAGCAUGCUUUCUGGCAUUUCUGGACCAGCACCAGACGAAAAUGCAGAAUUGGAUUUCCUGGACGACCUCGACGAGACACUAUCUCAACUUAACUUUGUUAAGACUAAAUCGAGUAGAAACAACUCUGCUUCACCGAAUCGGCGACCACUUUCACCCAAGUCUCUUGCUCCUUUGCUCAUUCCUAGUACGUCGAACCCGCGAGCAGGAUUCCUCGCUCGCAAGCCAACAAACGGCCGCGGGAGAUCCGAGAGCACUCCCCCGGAUGUACCUCCCAAAUCUGCCCGCAUGAAAAACCUCUUCUCUCCAAAUAGUCAAGGCACUCUACUCACACCAUUAUCCGGUUCAUCACUUACGCCCGGCUCUGCGUCGACGACUCUGACCGUUUCUACACUCGCCUCAUCCGUGGGGACUACCCCUACCUCAUCUACCGAAACUCCACCAUCACCCAAACAAUGGAUUAGUUCCAGUGCUGGACCGAGUCCCGCAAUCACCCGUACCCGAGGACAGUCUGAGUCAGUAUUGCAAUCGGGGACUGGACAACAGCUUGGCCACCGAAGAGGCGAGUCUGAAACUUCAAUCAUGGAUCGAGGUCGACCCAAAAAGCGAGCUCUAGCUGGAAGUCCGGUAUCACGUCACAAGAGGAUUCCUGCUGAGGAGCAAACUGCUUUUGAAAAGCUUCCCGAAGGUACUCGUCCUAGCGAAGCGCAUUCCGUGCUACCUGUCCUAGAGAUGGAAGCUCUCCGCAAACAAGCCCUGGGUCAAGCCUCACGUUUCGACGUUCUUUCCAGUAAGGACGUCGACGCCCUAUCCAGAGUAAGUAAUGCCUUCUUCUCUCCACCCGAGCAGCAACUAACAUAAUAAAAGGAACUUCGAGGUCUUGAUGAGCGUUGUGAGUAUCUUCGCAAAACCCACCGCUCUCUCCGCUCUGGGCGCCGCGAACUCCAUGAGCGAAUUUGCAGUUUUCUCCGUUCCCCUCGUGUAGCUCGCUUCUCACAUGAGUCUAUUCUAAAGCAGGAAGAAGCCUUGUCAGAACUCGACUGUUCUAUUGAUGAUUGGGUCAGUAAACUCGAACAAGCUGAGAACCGACGCACUCGCGUACGUCAAAAGCUUCUCGAGCAUGUUGCUGCCGCCCUCAUCAUGCAACCCGCAUCAGGGACUGCCGCACCAACUGCGAUAUCUACCUCAGCAGGGGAGAAUACACCACCCCGAAGCCCAAUCAAGUCACAAUCACCAGGUAGACUCGCUGCAGAGGUUCCUGUGAGUAGUCCCGCUGACACAAUUUCAAGUCGACGCCGGACGAGAAUGAGUGUCGAGUCGAUCAAAAUUUAUGCCGAUAGCGAUAUGUUCGCUCUCCUUGCCGAUGUGGAGGAAGAGAUUACACGCAUUGGCCAACAAACCUUAAUUGAAGAACCACUCCCCAUAACCCCUGUCCUAAAGGAUGCUCCAGCUAUCGCGGCAGGCAUUACCCUGAAUGCCACAGUCUUCGAGGGCCACCUUCCUUCAACUCGCUACCAUCGUCAAGCUACUAUGUAAAGAACUUUGGAAAGUUACACACCACACACACACAUACACAUACACACACAACACACUCCUUUACGAACUUCACAGCUUCUUUGCUACCCUCAAGCAUACAUCACCUAUGCAUUUUUUUUGCGUCCCUCAUUAGCGACCUUUGUAUCAUUUGAUAUGCUUACUUUACGAUUAUAUCCAUAAAUCGGCAGCACCAACAUUGUAUGCGUCCUUUAGCGACUUGUUUUGCGGCUUACCGCGUAAUCUCUUCUGUUUAACUUCUGUUUACCAGCCCGGGCUUCUCGCUCUGCGCUGCUUCUUUUUCACUUGUCGUUUUUUUUAUCUUUUUACUAUGCUUCUGGAAGUUUUUGUUUUAUCAUUGUUGCUAUUAUUCGCCUGAUACCAACAUUUACCGGCGUUUUCUUUUUCACAUAGAAGGGUUGAAUUUGCUUGUUGUUCUUUUUAUAGUGGGUGGAUGGGAAAGAAGCGGAGCGGCCUUCCAAGGUGCUAGGUUGAAGUAUUCUAUUGUAUAUAUGAUUUGACGGCUUGCAUGAUGAGCUAGGGAGCCUCAAGUGCCUUUUCGUUUGAUAGGAGUAAGGGGGUUUCUGAGAUUUAGAGAGGUUCAGCCUUUCGAUCCGUUGGAGAUGGUUGGCGGAAGCCUUAACAUUACACAUGUUCAAAUUCCAAAGAUUUUGUCCUCCAAGAAAGA
Messenger RNA from Hymenoscyphus albidus, 3396 nucleotides. The record is from the annotation of a GenBank genome assembly. NCBI's taxonomy places the organism in Eukaryota, Fungi, Ascomycota, Leotiomycetes, Helotiales, Helotiaceae.